Aspergillus welwitschiae is the source of this 2013-nucleotide messenger RNA. RefSeq names its product OPT family oligopeptide transporter. Gene Ontology annotation, biological process: transmembrane transport. The transcript has a single exon. NCBI's taxonomy places the organism in Eukaryota, Fungi, Ascomycota, Eurotiomycetes, Eurotiales, Aspergillaceae. Bases 24 to 1781 code for a protein of 585 amino acids. The record is from RefSeq and is a predicted model, not a curated record. Gene Ontology annotation, molecular function: oligopeptide transmembrane transporter activity.
AUGCUGCCGUGGCUAUUUUCUUCAUGUUUGCGAUUGUCUGGAUUGGGUAUGCUUUCGCAGCACUAGCCCGCCAGCUUCUGCUAUAUGACCCCAACUUCGUCUGGCCGCAGGCUCUCAUGCAGACUACGUUGUUCGAAACGUUCCGGAAACAGGAUGUCUCAUCCCCCCUCGCGCGGCGGCAGAUGAAGAUUUUCUUCCUCUGCUUUCUGGGAAUGACGCUGUGGCAGUUCUUGCCCGAAUACGUCUUUCCGUUCACAUCUUCCCUCGCCUUCUUGUGCUGGGUCGCACCGCAUAACGCCGUGGCCAACUUCCUGGGCUCUGGGUUGGGAGGCAUGGGUCUGCUGAACCUGUCUCUCGACUGGUCCAACAUCAAUUGGAAUGGCUCGUCGAUCCUCCUUACCCCAUGGUGGACGCAGGUCGUUUUGUUCCUGGCCUUCGUCUUCAAUUGUUGGGUCCUACUUCCAGCUGCGAAAUGGGGGAACUUGGGGUCUUACAAGCACGGUCUCAUGUCGAAUUCUCUGCUGACCGUGAACGGAACGACCUACCCUACCCUUGAGGUGGUCACCUCCGACUAUCAGCUGAAUGAGACCGCCUACGCGGAAUACGGUGACAUGUACAUGGGUCUUCAAAACCUCUGGGCGACCUUCUUUGACUAUGCGAAAGUGACCGCAGCCAUUACGUGGAUUUUGACCUUUGGCUUCGUCCAGAUCCGAGAUAAUUUGAUGAAAGUUAUUCGGUCCCGGCGGAAGGCGUCGCAGGAGAAGGGACAAAGCAUCAACCACCAGUAUCACGAUCGGCUCAAUGUUCUCCAGCGAACAUACAAGGAGAUCCCGCUCUGGUGGUACGUCGCGCUUUUCAUGGCUGGCUUUGUGGCUCUAAUCGUGACGAUUGCCUGUGGCUAUCUGUGGAUCCCAAUCUGGACAUUGUUUGUGGCGCUGGCGAGCGCCGCUGUGCUGGUGGUCCCAUUUGGCUUCCUGUAUGCCAUUUCGAACUAUCAAUUGGCAGUGGGAUCCUUCAAUGAGCUGGUGUAUGGCUACAUGGUCGAAACUCCUGCUGGAAAAAGCCAUCGGCACCCUUGUGGGCCGUCCACCUACGGAUCGAUUGCCGGCGAUGCCUGGUACCGAGCACAGUAUAUGUUGCAGGACCAGAAGAUCGGUCACUACAUGCAUAUCCCGCCACGCACGGUCUUUUUCUCUCAGAUAUUUGGCACUGUCCUCGGUAUCCCAGUGAACUACGCCGUGAUCCGAUGGGUACUCAAUACCAAAGGAGACUACCUGUCGGGCAAGAAGACGGAUCCAUUGAACCAAUGGUCUGGUCAGUCCUUGAAGUCCUCGAAUACUCUGGGUGUCCAGUAUGCAGUUCUCGGACCAAGCCGACUGUUCAAAGAGCAGGAGAUGAAACCUCUACCCUGGGCGUUUCUGGUGGGCGCGGUGCUGCCCCCGAUCCUGUACAUUAUGCAUCGCACUCUACCGCGCUGGUUACGCAUUGACCUAUGGAACGUUAGCAUUUUCUUCUCCGGCUUGGCGGUCUUCUACGGUAAUAUCAGCACGGGAUACACAUCGGCGAUCAUCGGUGGGUAUGUUGUUAUGUACUGGGCCUACCGGUAUCGGUUCGAGGUCUGGAAACGCUACAGCUACAUGGUGGCCGCUGCUUUCGAUGCGGGUUUCAACCUGAAUAUGCUGUUGAUCUUCCUCUUCUUUGGCUCGGGCAAGCAAAUUUCCAUGCCAAAUUGGUGGGGCAAUAACUCUGACUCGGUGGAGCGGUGCUUUGCAUUGGAUUGAUUCAUUGCGCUCUACCAUUAAAAGCGCCCUUCUAUGCGGCUUCUAGCGUUUAGGCCACCUUCAACUGACGAGGGUGGCUUUUCUUGUAUCUAAUAUGUACAUGAAAGGGGUCGAUGAAUUGGUCUAGACCGAUCUCUCAACCUUAUGAUAGACGAAAUGCAGUAAUGAUAUCCCCUCUUUGGUUUUUGGUUUAUGGUAAUGACUCUGCUUGUUCGACCUACUUUCCCUUGGG